Molecule: messenger RNA, 614 nt
Organism: Acanthisitta chloris (rifleman)
Lineage: Eukaryota; Metazoa; Chordata; Aves; Passeriformes; Acanthisittidae
Product: myosin regulatory light chain 2, smooth muscle minor isoform
Exons: 3
Coding region: 13-531 (172 amino acids)
Cellular component (GO): myofibril; stress fiber; cytoplasm
Molecular function (GO): calcium ion binding
Source: RefSeq, a predicted model, not a curated record
CAAAAAAUCAACAUGUCUAGCAAAAAGGCAAAGACGAAGACCACCAAGAAGCGCCCUCAGCGCGCCACUUCCAAUGUGUUUGCCAUGUUUGAUCAGUCGCAGAUACAGGAAUUCAAGGAGGCCUUCAACAUGAUCGACCAGAACAGGGAUGGCUUCAUUGACAAAGAGGACUUGCACGACAUGCUCGCCUCCCUUGGAAAGAAUCCAACGGAUGAAUACCUAGAUGCCAUGAUGAAUGAGGCUCCAGGCCCCAUAAACUUCACAAUGUUCCUCACAAUGUUUGGUGAGAAGUUGAAUGGCACCGACCCGGAAGAUGUAAUCAGGAAUGCUUUCGCUUGCUUUGAUGAAGAGGCAACAGGGUUCAUCCAGGAGGACUACCUGCGGGAGCUGCUGACCACCAUGGGAGACAGGUUCACGGACGAGGAGGUGGAUGAGCUGUACAGAGAGGCACCCAUCGACAAAAAGGGCAAUUUCAACUACAUCGAAUUCACACGCAUCCUGAAACAUGGAGCCAAAGACAAGGAUGACUGAGGGAUGGUGAAAUCCACGGGUACCUGCAGAUAGCUGCUUAUUUCCCCCCAUUAAUUUCUCAAGAUCUGUUUUUAUUUUAUUUC